AUGGUAUCGAGUGUAGAAUCAGUUCAUAGCGAACAAGAUAAAUUUGCAAACAUUCAAAAAUCAAGUCAAGAUAGCUUUCAAAAUAUUGACAAUGAAGAAUAUUCAUUAAGUACUGAUCAUACUGACGACGCUAAAUAUAAAAAGCAGUUAGAUAAGAUAUACAGGAAGCUAGAUUUUAGAAUUAUUCCAGCAUUAUGGUGUUUAUACUUCUUAACGUCAUUUGGUUCAAAUUCUUAUGGGCUAACAUUAACUAUGAAUUCUGAACAGGGCCAUUCUUUGAUUCAAGAAUUGAAAUUAAGCUCUAAGGAUACCUCAACUGCAUCAGCGCUUUGUUAUGUUGGCUAUAUUAUAUUUGAUGUUCCAAUGAACUUAAUUAUGACUCGGGUAAGUCCUCAGUCAUGGCUAGCACGAAUAGUUAUUACAGUUGGAUUGGUUUAUACCUGUUACCAUGUCUUAAGUAAUAACAAGGGUGUGAUAGCUAUUCGAUUUAUUUCUGGCAUGGUUGGAGCUGGUACAUGGCCAGGCUUAUCUUACUAUGUUUCAUUAUGGUACCCGAACGAAAGACUGACUAGAAGAAUUGGGUACUAUUUUACUGCCGCCCAAAUAUCUGCUGCAGUAGCCGGUCUAGUUAGUGCUGGAUUUCAAAAAAUGGAUGGUGUUCGUGGUUAUACUGGAUGGCAAUGGAUGUAUUUAGUAUAUGGUGUUAUUACAAUGGCGGCUGGUAUUCUGUUACUCUGGUGGCUUCCUGACAGACCAUUCAAAACAACAAAAGAUUACUCGCAAUCUACUAACUUCUUUAUUAAAUUUUAUAAUAAGGUUUUUACUCCUACUCAUCCAUUAUCCCCAGAAGAACGUGAAAUUCACAGAAAAGACAUCGAAUCUCGUUACGUUUUGUUGGAAUGGACAUGGAAAGAUGUUGUCCAGAUUAUCACGGAUAUAAGAAUUUGGCCGCUAAUUAUAAUGUACUUUGGAGUUGUUGGAACCGGUUUCGGAUUAGCUGUUUUUGGCUCUACGAUCAUUGCUGUAAACAAUCCGAAUUUGACCUCAAUUCAAGUUUCGUUGCUCUAUGCACCAAUCUGGCUUUUUGAUCUUGGAGGUAUCCUAUUAAUCACUCCGUUUGCUGAUAGAUAUAAGAAAUUAAGAGCGUUGAUGUUCUCACUGGCAACUUUGAUUAUUAUUAUAGGAAUGUUUGUUACUACAUUUGCUCAUGGGUCGUGGAAUAAGUAUGCUGGUCUACUUAUUGCUGGGUUUGGUUUGGGUCCAACAGUGCCAAUUUGUAUGUCAUGGGCUUCAGAAAUAUUCCAACCUGCUUAUGGAGACGUCGGAACUGCUGUGAGCGCAGCAUUAGUUAGUGGACUUGGAAAUUUGGGCUCGGUUACGGCAACAUAUGCCUUAUAUUCUGGUUGGCCAGAAGAUAAAGCAAGGUUAUACAGAAAUUCAAAUAUGAUGUUGGUGGUUAUGCUAGGAACUAGUAUUAUUGCAGCCGCUGUCUGCCACCUUAUUAAGGACAAAACUCGACAAAAAAGAUAA
Messenger RNA from Debaryomyces hansenii CBS767, 1530 nucleotides. RefSeq lists its product as uncharacterized. The record is from RefSeq and is a predicted model, not a curated record. Gene Ontology annotation, cellular component: membrane. Gene Ontology annotation, molecular function: biotin transmembrane transporter activity; dethiobiotin transmembrane transporter activity; solute:proton symporter activity. NCBI's taxonomy places the organism in Eukaryota, Fungi, Ascomycota, Pichiomycetes, Serinales, Debaryomycetaceae. The coding region runs from base 1 to 1530 and encodes 509 amino acids. The transcript has a single exon. Gene Ontology annotation, biological process: biotin import across plasma membrane.